Macrosteles quadrilineatus (aster leafhopper) is the source of this 999-nucleotide messenger RNA. It is a transcript of the gene mRpL28, whose product is annotated as 39S ribosomal protein L28, mitochondrial. Gene Ontology annotation, cellular component: mitochondrial large ribosomal subunit. The transcript has 6 exons. NCBI's taxonomy places the organism in Eukaryota, Metazoa, Arthropoda, Insecta, Hemiptera, Cicadellidae. The coding region runs from base 109 to 948 and encodes 279 amino acids. The record is from RefSeq and is a predicted model, not a curated record. Gene Ontology annotation, molecular function: structural constituent of ribosome.
UUUACCACAGUGCACAGUGGCACAGUAAUACAACUGAAACAAGGGUUGAAGGGUUUAUUAAGACACUAAUUUUCUCAAUAAGUUUUGUUAGCGAUUUAUUGUUUUAAAAUGGCAGCAAAACAAUUACCAGAGGUGGCUUUGAAACUAUACAGUAUGCCUAAACCAAACAUAUUUAGCAGAGGGGUUCCAGCUCGCCUGCCUGAAGUUUACAAGAAGUUUUACGAAGAAUGGAAUACACCUUCAACCGUCCCAGUACACUACAUACCCGAAGAGGGGAAGUGGAAGAGAAACCCCGUAACUGGUGAAGUAACCCCAAUACAGAAUGUUCCCAUCCCUUUGAAGUAUCCGGCAGAGUGUAAUCAGGGCCUAUGGGGAGGGGAGGCUGUUAUUUGUGGAUACAAAAAACAAAGACAGUUUGUCCAAAAAUCAACCCGAUGGUUUGUGCCAGUUUUACAUAGAUCUAUUGUCGUCAGCGAAAUAUUAGACGUAAAGCUGUCUACAAUUGUCACAAAACGAACCAUCAGUUUAAUAGUCGACCACAAGGGUUUGGACAACUAUCUACUUCAGACUCCCGACCGGGACUUGAAAAGUUUGUUGGGGAUGAAAUUAAAGAAGAAGAUGCUGUAUGCUUUGUUUGACAAGACUUUGUACCCGGACAACCCUGAGAAAAGAGAACUGGUCUACGAUAAAUACAAACAUCAUUUGGAGAAGUACAACAGGGAAGACUUGGAGUGGUAUGCUCUAAGUCUCGGGGAGGCUGUGAAGAAGCUGAUGGACGAAGAAGAUGCUGUGGAGCCAGUGCCUCUCAAGCACCAGUUCCGAGCGCAACUCAUAGAGGAACUCCAUAGCUUGGCCAUGAAUGAUCAGUUGGAUCAGGUUGUUAGGAAUGAAAGUGAUGAGUCUAAGUCAUGGCUAACCAAGAUCAAUCCCUGGUCAAAGAAGAGUUAGGCUAUCUUGUCUGUUUGUUGUAAAUAUUAGAUAGUAAAAUGUUAAAAGUGA